Molecule: messenger RNA, 1270 nt
Organism: Prosopis cineraria
Lineage: Eukaryota; Viridiplantae; Streptophyta; Magnoliopsida; Fabales; Fabaceae
Exons: 6
Coding region: 515-1135 (206 amino acids)
Molecular function (GO): protein binding
Source: RefSeq, a predicted model, not a curated record
AUUGCGAUAUCCGAUAGCUAACCGGUGAGUCUGCGUCGCUUCUCUGGUGAGUGUCAAAGCGGAUCCCCGAAAAGUCCCUUCGGCUCAUCUGCACUCUCAACCAGAAGCUCUGUUGAUUCUGUUCGAACAACCUUUAGUCUCUCUUCCUCUCUCUCUCUUCCCCUCAAACUGUGAUUGUGUCAACACUAUCAAAUCAAGAAUUAAUAGCUGUCCGGUUUUUGUUUUGUUUUGUUUUUUUGGGCCAACUCAGAAACUUUCCUUCAAACCCGCUUUUCUCCGAAUUCGAAUUUUCCUUAUACCCCUUAUUUUUUGUUUGCUUUGCCUUCCAAAUUUUUGAUUCUUUUGUAAGGUUACGAGGGCUAGGGUUUUUUCAUAUUCUCUGAUCCUUUCUGGAGCUGGGUAUUCGACGUCUAGGUAAUUUUGCGAUUGCCUUCUACAAUCUUUUUCUCGGUGCCGUCAAAUUAGGGUUCAGGGUUAGGGUUGGCUUUUCUUCGUUUCGAAUUAGCAGUUGAAGAUGUAUGCUGAUCGUGUGGAGACUGGAGCGAGGAGGUCAGUAAAGGAACGCCUUAAUGGCAAUUUUGUCACUGACUCUACUAGGCCUCGGCAAAUCACCGGAAAGAGGCAGAGACAAGAUGACAAGUGGGAGCAUGAUCUUUUUGAGGAUGACGAACCACGAGUUUCUAAUCGUCAAGUCACUGCUCAAGAUCUUCGUCUGAAGCUUCAGAAAAAGGGUCUUCAGCCAGCUGGUCAGGGUGGAAAGAAUUCUGCUCCAGGUAUGCGUGAUCUACGUGAAAAGUUAUCAGGGACAAUGACUCAACAGCCUAGAAACUCAGAUCCACCAAAGUCAAAAGUGGAAGUUAAAACAAGCACUAAAAGUGUCAUUGUUGAGGCUCCUGCACCACAUGUUAAAAGAGCAGCUAACCCAGCUCCCAAAAAGAAGACUUCGCAAAAGACUGAUACUUCAGUGGAUGAAUUUUUGCAUUCCCUGGGUCUUGAGAAGUAUCUCAUAACUUUUCAAGCUGAAGAAGUUGACAUGACAGCUCUCAUGCACAUGACUGAUGAGGAUCUCAAGGUUAUGGGUAUACCAAUGGGGCCAAGGAAGAAGAUACUUUUAGCUUUAGAGUCAAAGGGUUGACAAUUAGAAUCGGAGUCACAUUUUUUUUCGUUUUGUAGUGUAAUAUUGUUACUUAUAUAGCUCAUGCUUUGUAGGCUUAUGUUUAUACUUGAUUGACAUUGUUUCUAACCACCCUUUGUUUUGGGUUUUUCGUUA